Molecule: messenger RNA, 1066 nt
Organism: Plutella xylostella (diamondback moth)
Lineage: Eukaryota; Metazoa; Arthropoda; Insecta; Lepidoptera; Plutellidae
Product: trypsin
Biological process (GO): proteolysis
Molecular function (GO): serine-type endopeptidase activity
Source: RefSeq, a predicted model, not a curated record
AAUAAAUAAAAUUAAUAAUCUCAAAAUAUUGUGCCAUAACAUAACAAACUGCAGUUUUAGAACGCAAGUGUCAAAAAUGUUUCUAAAAAUCGUAUUUCUAAACGUAUUCCUCCAUUUAGCCGCAGCGAGUUACUACGAUUUGUUCAGUAAGCUGAAUUAUUUGGACUUGUUUUCGAAUAGAACUCGACCGUCGAAGUCGUUUUCUAACUACAACCUCUUUCCUUCUGGUUCUAAGUCUAACAAAGUGCAGUGUGGUACCAGAAGUGUGAACUUCAACCCGACAAGGAAGGCCAAGAUUGUCGGAGGUUCAGAGAUACCGUAUGGCGCCUUUCCGUGGCAGGUGGAAGUCCAGAUGCUGGACCCGGACAAGCUGUCGUUCGAGCACCACUGCGGCGGCGCCGUCAUCGGGGAGAAGCUGGUGGUGUCCGCCGCGCACUGCUUUGACAGGCAACCCCUGCAGCUGGAGCAGCUGCGCGUGGUGACGGGCGAGCACCGGCUGAAGGUGCAGGACCAGUACGAGACCAGGUUCCUGGUGGAGAAGCUCAUCCUGCACCCGGAGUUCAGGAAGAACGGCCGUCACAGCAACGACAUAGCCCUGGUGGGGAUCCGAGGCCGCGGCUCCCUCGGCAUCCAGUUCAACUCUCACGUGAGGCCCAUCUGUCUCCCGGAGAAGACCUCUGAGGCUGGCCAGUGGUGCACUGUCAGUGGGUGGGGGUAUGAGGAUGAGAGCACAGAAUCCUUCGCUCCAGUUCUCAGAGCCGCGGCCGUGCCAGUGUUAGACCUUGCCACUUGCAGAAAGAGCCAAGUGCUGGGAGGCAGGCAGCAGGCGAUACUCGACUCUAUGCUUUGUGCAGGCGUGCUAGGCGGCGGCGUGGACGCCUGCUCCGGGGACUCCGGGGGCCCGCUCGCCUGCGCACCCCCUGCUGGCCGCUGGCAACUCCUCGGCGUGGUCUCAUGGGGCGCCGGCUGCGCGCGCAGGGCCCGCCCGGGGGUGUACACCAGGGUGUCUUCCUAUGUGGGCUGGAUAAGGAGUGCUGCGGGGAAGAAUGGUUAUAGCAUUUCUUAG